AUGGCUCAGGGCCAACUGUCAGUAGAUCAGCUGCUCAUUCACUUCCCAUCUGCAUAUCAGGCUAGUGAGCUCCAGGUGGGCAAGAAGGUCACCGUACAUGGCUUUCUCUCCCGACGGCGGGUCAAGCACUCAAAGUUGGUCUUUGCAGACAUAAGGACGAAGACUGGUCCUCCAGUCCAGAUCACCUCCUCGUUUGAGGAGAAAGAUAGCCCGGCGUCUCUAGUUAACAAGGCGCUGAAAUCCAUACCAUUGCACAGCCCAGUUUCGGUCACAGGGACGGUCACCAAGCUCCAUUCUCGAGAUGCAGAUGGGGCAAGGCUAGGGCCAAACGUGGAUCGCAUCGACCUGUCUCUAGACAGUAUCCAAGCACUCAACCCCUUCCCGAGAGACAUCAUCGUCUCUGAUGGUGUUCAGUUCCCGGCAUCGUCGCGCCACCUGCAGAUCAGGUUCUCAGAGAGCCUUCGAGAGAGACUAGUUUUCCGUUCCCAUGUCAGCAAACAGCUGAGGGACUCUCUUGAUCACUUGAACUUCUGUGAAUAUGAAACACCCAUCCUUUUCAAAUCCACUCCCGAGGGUGCCAGGGAGUUCAUCGUCCCAUCGCGACGGCGCGGCCUGGCCUACGCGCUGCCUCAGAGUCCUCAGCAGUACAAGCAAAUCCUCGUCGCCAGCGGAGUCGGCAACUACUAUCAGUUUGCUCGGUGUUUUCGGGAUGAAGACUUGCGAUCAGACAGACAGCCAGAGUUCACUCAGCUCGACUUGGAGAUGGCCUUCGCCACAGGCGAAGACGUAAUGCGCACAGUCGAAGCACUCAUCAAAGACUUGCUAAAGAAACUCGGCGCCGGCUACACUGUCCGGCAGGUCGGCGAUGAGCUUGUACCAUAUCCGAAGUCUGGUUCGAAUCACACUGGCGCAUCUCACUGGCAGAUAGAGGAUGCUCCUUUCCCGCGCAUCACUUAUCAAGAAGCCAUGGAGCAGUACGGCUCUGACAAGCCUGAUGUCAGGAUUCCGUGUGUUAUCCGGCGGAUCGACUCGAUAUUGCCGCGGCCUUUUGUUCAGAUGAUCUCGGAUCUCGAGGAACCAGUCGUGGAGGCAAUCAAACUUCGUCUUGAAGGGAACCCCCCAGAGAAUUGGUCCUUUAUUCGAAGCUUCAUGGACUCGCUUCCCACAUCGUUGGCUAAGAAUCCCCACGGGGCGCCGGCGGUGCUGAUGUUCGACACCAGCAAACCCAUGUGUGGGCUAUCAUCACUUGGGCACGAAGCAUUCGCCGCCCUAACAAGCGGUGGUCCCGGGUUCGAAGACUUUGCCGACCUCGAGGACGGCGAUGUCCUGGUAAUACAGGCCCGCGAGAACAAGCCAUUCCAGGGCGGCUCCACCGCCUUGGGCAACCUCCGACUCGCGGCCUACCAAGACGCGAUAUCCAAGGGCCUCGUCCCGCGCGACGACAGCUUCAACUUCCUCUGGGUGCACGGCUUCCCCCUGUUCACCCCCGACAGCGACGAGGGCCCCGGGCAGGGAGGCAGGGCGGGCUUCUCGGCGACGCACCACCCCUUCACGGCGCCCCUGACGGACGCGGACUUCGAGCUCCUCGCGAGCGACCCGCUCAAGGCCAGGGCGGACCACUACGACCUCGUCGUGAACGGGGUCGAGCUGGGCGGAGGCAGCCGGCGUAUCCACGUGGCCAAGGUGCAGGAGUACGUGAUGCGCCACAUCCUCGAGAUGCCCGACGACGGCGUGGCGCAGUUCGCGCACCUGCUCGAGGCGCUCCGGGCCGGCUGCCCGCCGCACGCCGGCUUCGCCCUGGGCUUCGACCGGCUGGUGGCGCUGCUGAGCGGGACGGGCUCGGUCAGGGACGUCAUUGUCUUCCCCAAGUCGAUGAAGGGCGAAGACCUCAUGGUUAAGAGCCCUGGUCGGAUCACGGGCGAGCAGUUGCAGACUUAUCACCUUGCCCUUCAGCCGAAGAAGUGA
This is a messenger RNA of Phialemonium atrogriseum, 1965 nucleotides long. Its product is annotated as aspartyl-tRNA synthetase. Gene Ontology annotation, cellular component: cytoplasm. The transcript is spliced from 4 exons. The record is from RefSeq and is a predicted model, not a curated record. Gene Ontology annotation, biological process: aspartyl-tRNA aminoacylation. Lineage: Eukaryota; Fungi; Ascomycota; Sordariomycetes; Cephalothecales; Cephalothecaceae. Gene Ontology annotation, molecular function: aspartate-tRNA ligase activity; ATP binding. Bases 1 to 1965 code for a protein of 654 amino acids.